AGAGGUAGAUUGACUAGCUCACUUGUUUUCGUGUUAAUGAAUGAUGUUGUUUCCCCUGAACUUUGUAUUAUAAAAGCUGGUGAAAGUUACACAGGAGAUUAAAGUGUCUAAGUCGAGCGAAAUGACUAACAUUACUCUUGAUGUGAUUAUUUUGGUGACCUACUUUCUGGUGGUCAGUGGACAUUUAGGUUAAACCCACUAUGGCUCAAUUAAUGUUAAAGUUUAUUUUCCUCCAACAUGUCAUUUUUUGCACAAUAUCCCAAUUAAUCGAUGUAUAACACGGUUAGAGCUGCGAUAUAAUCUUUUAGAGAAAGUAUUUGUAAGGUUUUGGGCGGUAGGUAGGGGGAUUUUCCUAUGAUACUUGACACCCGUUAGUAGGUGUGGUCUUAACUUACAAGACAACAUUUACUUUGCUCUGUUGUCUUCACUCCUCACUGCACGAAAACAGCUGUCCAUAUCUGGCUUUUGUAUGACAAUGCAGAAGAAGUAAGACAUAAUGUUGUUUUCCAGGAUGAGGGAUCUCCAAGGCGUCGACAGCCUGCUCUUGAAAGAGUUAAAGUCGUUCUGUACCAAAGAGAACAACUUUCUUCCAAGGGAGACUGGCCUGAAGCUGAUGGAGUCGACUUCCACAGAGAAUCAUGGUGGAGUGUCAGCCAAAAGCAGAGACACCCGAGUGGAAGAGUUGUGGGGUCUGACCAGUUUCUUUGGCUACAGCACCCAGACUUUUGUGCAAGCUGUCAAUUUGCUUGACAGAUUCCUCACCAUUAUGAAGGUGCAGCCCAAACACUUGCCCUGUAUUGGAGUAUGCUGUCUCCACAUUGCAGCCAAAAUGGUCGAGGAGGAGAGCAAUAUCUCACCCACCCAAGAACUAAUUCGCAUCAGCCAAAGCAAGUUCACUGUGCCAGACCUCUGUCGUAUGGAGAAAAUCAUCUCAGAGAAGCUCAGCGUGGAGCCCAAAGCAGUGACGGCCUUAACCUUUCUACAGCUCUACUAUUCAGCCUUCACCUCCCUGUCUGCUGGAAGGGAGGAGAUCCCAAGCAUUGGGAGACUGGAAGCCCAGCUAAAAGCCUGCUUAUGCCGGCUUGUUUUCUCUAAAGCAAAACCAUCAGUGCUGGCACUGGCCCUCAUUGCCCAAGAGUUUGACACCCUUCAGUCCAUCACCGCAUUGAAGAUUGUUCAGCAAUUCCAAAGACAUCUAAAGAUUAGCGACAGCACGUUGCACCACUGGAAGGAGCUUGUGGCCAAAUGCAUGACCGAGUACCGCUCAAGCGAAUGUAACAAACCUGACAACAAAAAACUUGUCUGGAUCGUGUCCCGGAGAACAGCUCAGAAUCUUCAGGCCAGUCAUUUCAGUGUACCUGGCCUGCCAACCAUUCCUGAGGGGAGCUGGGAUGAGAGCGAGAGCGAGGAUUCCUGCGAGGACAUGAGCUGUGGAGAAGAGAGCCCAUGUGGUUCACCAGGCAGUGACGGAGAAGGAGCUUUCUUCCGCUCCGCCUUUCUCAACUGCAGAAAGUGACGCCCUCCUCUCUGUGCAGUAACAACGGAUGUGUGAUUGUCCUCUGAAGUGUAACUGAUUUUAAGACCUCUGUUUCACUUGCCACGUGUACGUAGGUAUGCCAAGUGAUCGUUAAGUGCCUGUGUUAAUUCAGUUUACCGUCUGUGUCUUUUAGUGUAUUAAUGCAACGUGGAAAAUUGCAAAAUCUUGGCAGCUUGAUUGCAAUACUUCAGAAUGUCUUUUUUUUUUUCCAAGACUUUGUGUUUGUUUGUGUCCAAGUUUUGACACAUUCCAGGAAAAAUAGCGACGCUCACGGGAGAAUUUACGGAUGUGAGUCAUAAAGUUACUGUUGAACACCAGCUAAAAUAUCAUAGCACAUCCUCAGUCUUUUUUUAAAACCUGUUUUUAUACUCGAUACCACACAUAUAUAUACAGUAUUCUGCUAAUGUGACAUAUAAAAACCAUGUAGUGUGAAAAUACCAUAUGCAUGGAUAUGUUGAAAUAUAUGAUUAUGAAUGGUUGUUGUUUACUUUGUUCACCACGAUAAGCUUACUGUAAAAAAAAAGAGAGAGAAAAGUUUUAAAAAAAUGUAAAUAAUGUGUAAAAAUAGAAGAAAAAAUGUCAUGUUUUUGUGAAUGCGAGAUUAUGUGUGUUGUAUUUGGAUAUUAUGUUAAAAAUGAAAUAUCUCGGAAGGGUUAGAAAUAAUUCUUCCAAAUAAAAAAAGUACUUUUUA
Molecule: messenger RNA, 2228 nt
Organism: Scomber japonicus (chub mackerel)
Lineage: Eukaryota; Metazoa; Chordata; Actinopteri; Scombriformes; Scombridae
Product: cyclin-G2-like
Exons: 7
Coding region: 497-1516 (339 amino acids)
Biological process (GO): mitotic cell cycle phase transition; regulation of cyclin-dependent protein serine/threonine kinase activity
Cellular component (GO): nucleus; cytoplasm; cyclin-dependent protein kinase holoenzyme complex
Molecular function (GO): cyclin-dependent protein serine/threonine kinase regulator activity
Source: RefSeq, a predicted model, not a curated record